AUGUCAAACUCACAACCCAAAAAGAGUGUGCUGAACUCGACGCUGGCAGGUGCUGUGGCUGGUACGGCCGAGUUGCUUGUAAUGCAGCCAACGGAUGUGAUCAAGACACGCUUUCAGUCUUUACGUGUUGCAUCCCAUUACCAAAACGGCAUUUUCAAGGCGUUUCAACAAGUCAUCAAGGAGGAAGGGUUCGCAGCACUCUACCGAGGCACGAUCCCUGUGUUAUGUAUCGUAGGACCUCGUGUGUCAUUGCAAUACAUGGGCCUAGCACUCUACAAACCAUUAUUUGAAAAAAUGGAAGGUACCAUUUUACCAUCACAUAGCUCGGCAGGAUUGGCAGGCAUAUGCACGGGCAUUACACAGGCUGUUACUCUUGUAACGCCACUCGAACAAAUCAAGGUGCGACAGCAAACGGACCUAAUGAAUCAGGCGCAUGAACGCAAGUAUCGAGGACUUUUGCACACAGCGUCAUUGAUCGUAAAGGAAGGAGGCCUUCCAGCAUUGUAUAAUGGAUUACUUGCAACAGUGGCAAGACAAUCGUGGGGUUUGGUUGUCAAGUUUAACGGAUACCUUGAGAUCAAGGCCAUGUUUGAGCGAGCAUCACCUGAUCCUGAACAAACGCUUGCCCCUUGGAAGCAUAUGGUUAGCGGCGGCUUGGCUAAUGUGCUGGUUGGUGUAUUAAAUUCACCUCCGGAUGUUGUCAAAACAAGAAUGCAAGAUGAUAGCCGUCCUUAUCGAAGCACAUGGGAUUGUGUGAAAUCAAUGGCACGCAAUGAAGGAUACUUAUCAUUCUUCCGUGGAUCAUGGUUGCGUGUGAUUCGUAUUGCUCCUGGUGGUGCCAUUCAGUUUGCGGUCUAUGAACAAGUUUCGGCAUGGCUUGAAAAGAAUAGGCAAUCUCAAUGA
Molecule: messenger RNA, 903 nt
Organism: Lichtheimia ornata
Lineage: Eukaryota; Fungi; Mucoromycota; Mucoromycetes; Mucorales; Lichtheimiaceae
Exons: 12
Coding region: 1-903 (300 amino acids)
Biological process (GO): fumarate transport; succinate transport
Source: RefSeq, a predicted model, not a curated record